Onthophagus taurus is the source of this 1604-nucleotide messenger RNA. RefSeq names its product Mitochondrial calcium uptake 3 (gene MICU3). Gene Ontology annotation, molecular function: calcium ion binding. Lineage: Eukaryota; Metazoa; Arthropoda; Insecta; Coleoptera; Scarabaeidae. The record is from RefSeq and is a predicted model, not a curated record. Gene Ontology annotation, biological process: calcium import into the mitochondrion; mitochondrial calcium ion homeostasis. Gene Ontology annotation, cellular component: uniplex complex.
UCAUUAUUUGACAACAGUUUACUUUACUGGGUGCUGCCUCUUCCCAAUCUCUCUUUAUCUAUAAAUAAUGCAAAUCUAAAAUUAAAUCUUCCAUUUAUUAAGAAAAAGAACAAAAAAUGGUUUCUUUAUUAAAAAUUAUUCGGCAAAUUUUAGGUAAAAAUCAAUUUUCCAUACAAAUUCGUCAAAUUCAUAACGCAAGGAUCAAAAAUAAACCGAAAUUCGGUCUUUAUCAAUAUCUGGGUGUCCUAGGAGGAACUUUAGCUUUAUAUUCAGCUUAUAAGUGGCAAAGCUAUCAAAGUGUGCAUGCAUUAAAACCAAAGGGUGACGAAAAACCGUUUAUAAAAUUAACGACGAGAGAAAAAAGGUUUAUUAAAUUCGCUUCUGCUCAAUACGAUGGGCAAUUAUAUAUGACACCUCAAGAUUUUUUAGAAUCCGUCGUCGAAGCUGAACCAAGACCCCGUUUAAAACGAAAGCUUUUAACAAAAAAUGAAUUAGAAGUUAUGCGAGUUGUAACUCCUUCUUUAGUUGCUGGUUCAUCGAGGUUAUUUCGAGAUUUGCGAGAUAAUGGAAUUAUAUCAUACACUGAGUAUCUUUUUUUACUCUCAAUUUUAACAAAACCUGAAUCGGGGUUUAAAAUUGCUUUCAAUAUGUUUGAUGUGGAUGGAAAUGAGAAAGUUGAUAAAAACGAGUUUUUAGUGAUUCGGAGACUACUCGCUGGCAAACAUAGAGACACAGAAGAUAUACCCAUGGAAAAAAUCUUUAGUUACGCAUGGAAAGGUAAAAGAGGAAUGGUAGUCGAUGAAAAAUACGAUUUAAAAUCCCCCGUCGAAGAACAAUACGUCGACGACGAACAAGGUCUCCAACGAAAACACAACGUCGACACGACUUUAAUCGUACAUUUUUUCGGCUCGAAAGGCAAAAACACGUUGAAUUUCGAAAAUUUUCGCAAAUUCAUGUUGCAUCUUCAAACGGAAGUUUUAGAACUCGAAUUUAGUGAGUUUUCGCGGGGAUUACCCACGAUUUCCGAACUGGAUUUUGCUCGGAUUUUAUUAAGAUACACCUAUUUGGAUACGGACGAGUACGAUAAAUAUUUAGAACGAUUAUUAGACCGUAUUAAAGUCACAAAAGGAAUCACUUUCGAAGAGUUUUUAGCGUUUUGUCAAUUUUUAAAUAACAUGGAAGAUUUUAGUAUCGCUAUGAGAAUGUAUACUUUAGCUGAUCAUCCCAUUUCGAAAGGAGAAUUUUAUCGUGCUGUUAAAAUUUGUACUGGACAAAGUUUAAGUGGACAUUUAGUCGAUACUGUUUUUGCGAUUUUUGAUGUUGAUGGUGAUGGUUUGUUGAGUUACAGGGAGUUUCUUGCUAUAAUGAAGGAUCGAUUACAUAGAGGGUUUAAGUCUACUCCUAAAGUUGAAGGUUGGGAAGCUUUUAAAUCUUGUAUUAAACAAGAAAUGAAAACGCCGAGAUUUUCAUCAUUUUUGACUACAUGUUCCAAAUUUGAGGAAAAACUACGAUCGCUUGUUUAGAAUUUAAGAUAAUAUUAAAACACUAUGCCAAAGUUAUUAAAUUUUAAUCUUAUAGAUUUAUUGCUGCUUAAUGAAAAAUAU